Bufo bufo (common toad) is the source of this 1836-nucleotide messenger RNA. RefSeq names its product telomeric repeat binding factor 1 (gene TERF1). The transcript is spliced from 12 exons. The record is from RefSeq and is a predicted model, not a curated record. NCBI's taxonomy places the organism in Eukaryota, Metazoa, Chordata, Amphibia, Anura, Bufonidae. Gene Ontology annotation, cellular component: nucleus; chromosome, telomeric region. Gene Ontology annotation, molecular function: telomeric repeat DNA binding; protein homodimerization activity. Gene Ontology annotation, biological process: telomere maintenance. The coding region runs from base 13 to 1263 and encodes 416 amino acids.
GGGGUGGCGGCUAUGGAAGAGGACACGUUGAAAGCGGCAGUUUCUUUCGACCAGGCGGCAAAAGUUGCCACUUCCUGGGUUUUUGAUUACAUGUUUGCCACUUUGUGUCAUUACUUCUGUGACGAUGACCGGGCGGAGGAUUUUCAGCGGACGUGCAGAGCAAUGGAAGUGAUUCUGGAGGGUAUACCUACACUGGAUUCAGAGACGUCAAAGGCUGUCUUAAUCUCACAGUUUCUCACCCGUGUUGCAGAAGGAAGACAUCUUGAUGUACAGUAUGAAACAGAUGAGAAACUCACACCUCUAGAAGCAGCUGCAGUGGUGUUUGAUCAGAUUAUUGAAGAAGAUGAUGACCUGAGAGUUCUUCAGGAAGAAAUAAAAACAUUGGUUAAAGUUCAGGCGAUAGCAGUUUGCAUGGAAAAGGGAAGAUUUAAGUUGUCAUCAGAAGUUCUUGAUCGACAGUUUGAAGAAUCUGAGACGAAUAAGUAUCUGAGAAUGAAAAUGUCUAUGGUGGUUGGUAAAAAAGACCCAUAUCAUGAAUUCCUUGAAAAUUUCUCUUUUACCAAAAUGUUAAAGAAAAUCAAAUCUUACACAAGUCUUACACUGGACAGAAGACCCCCUGUUUUUUUGCUACAGGCAGCAACAAAAAUGGUAGAAGCUAAAAGGAAAAUGGAAGUCCAAACGAGCGAAAACAUAGUUCAUGAACCACUAAGUGAUAUAAGGGAGAACAAAAACCAACAAGCACAAUCGGAUGAUGAUAAAAAAAUUAAAUAUUUGCUAUGUUCAAACUUUAUAUUUUGUAGCUUACAAAAGGAAGACAUCGCUACAAGUGAGUGUGCAGACAUGUCUGAGGAGAAGAGCAGCGCAGAUCAAAAUGAAUCGACAGGGGAAGCCGCACAUAUUACAGAUAAAGCAACAGAAAGACCGCUGAGGAGACUCUUUUCUUUGGAGCGAGGCACACCAUGGCAUCCAGACAAAAUGUGCAAGAGGAUAAUAAGCAAACCCAUUACAGGAAAACAAAACUCUGAUACGUUAGAAAGUAUACCAUGUGAACAUCUUGAAACUUCUGUUAAUUCUGCAACAAUUAAGAAAAGACAGCCUUGGACCUGGGAAGAAGAUGAGCUAUUAAAGAAAGGAGUAAAAAAAUAUGGAGCAGGGAACUGGAGUAAAAUGCUAGUCCACUAUAGAUUCAACAAUCGCACUGGUGUCAUGCUGAAGGAUCGCUGGAGAACCAUGAAGAAACUGAACAUAGUCCACGAUGAGUGAUUGAGUGAUCAGUCAAAGAACUGGCUGCAAAUUGGGAGGAUUCCCUUUUUUUUUAAGCUUCUGAGCUAAAAUGUUGCACAUUAUUAACCAAGGGAAGUACAUUCUCACUUCAUGGAAUGCUGCAGCUUUCUUUUCUUUAAAUUGUUCCUAAUUUUAGACCUAGCAGUAUUAAAGAGGUUUUUCCAACAUUUCAAGCCCAGCUUUCUGUGCGCAGUUGAAAAAACCAUACUCGCCUGCUCCCCGCCACUCCUUUCCGAGUCCCUAGCUCAUUUCUGCGGUUUUCCGAUCAUCGUCCUGCAAACUUCCAGGCAGACAGGGUCACGUGGACCACUGCAGCUAAUGAUUGACCUCAGCGGUGAUGUCUUCCCGAGCAGGCCUGUCACUGCUGGGUCACGUGCCGCUCGGGAACACGUCACUGGCUGCAUAGGUGCACAUGAACCCGUCCUUUCAGAAGUUUACAGUAUGGGGACCAGAAGACCGCCAAAGGGAAUCUGAAAGGAGCGGCAGGGAGCAGGUGAGUAUUGUUUUUUUCAACAGGUACAGAAAGUUGGGCUUGAAAUAUAAAAAAAUGUG